Messenger RNA from Motacilla alba alba, 8590 nucleotides. RefSeq names its product WW domain containing E3 ubiquitin protein ligase 1 (gene WWP1). Lineage: Eukaryota; Metazoa; Chordata; Aves; Passeriformes; Motacillidae. The record is from RefSeq and is a predicted model, not a curated record. Gene Ontology annotation, molecular function: protein binding; ubiquitin protein ligase activity. The transcript has 24 exons. The coding region runs from base 3737 to 6514 and encodes 925 amino acids. Gene Ontology annotation, biological process: ubiquitin-dependent protein catabolic process.
AGCCUACUUUCAGAGUUGGUUGCUGUUCUUGUCUCUUUUGUAUAAAUCUAUCAUGCUGGUUGCUUCAGUUUCAAAGCUUUAAAGGCUAUAAGAAAUCAAAAUUGAUUAAGUAAAUCUUUAUUAGCAGAGACAUAUACUUCGGGCUUAUUUUUCUGUAUAUUCAGGAAAUAUAUAACAGGAAUAUUUCCUUAUAUUCCUGUUCAAAUUCUGCAUAUUUGAACAUUUUGUGUUUCAAUCACUCCCUUUUAACAGAGGGGAACUAAGAACAUUUUUCCAGAUGUUUAGUGACUCUCCACAGCUUAAAACCUGGUGUUUCUAAAGGUUGACAUAGAAGAUGUAGGAAUAGACUAAAGAACAAAAUAGACAGUGCCAUCAUGCCACUGUUGCUGUGCACAGUGCAUUCGUAGCUUGAAUGAAUGCUUUGUGUAUUUUUUCAACUUUUCUGUGUUCUGCCCUGUCUUGAAAGCUGUACAGUGCAACUGGAGAAGGCACAAGAAAGGACACCAAGAGGAGGAGAGAUUCAUAUGGAUGAAGACUUAGUGAAUGACUAAGCAUUUUUAGUACUCUUCAGGCUGAAGGCCUGUGUGUUGACCAUAUCAUGCAAGUGUAUAUUUUGUGGGUAAAAGAUGAUGAAGAUGCUUUUCUCUUGCUUGUCUUUCGUCUAAUAUCAACCCCCACAAGUCCCUCAAAAAUCAGCCUGAAUUAGGGAAUAACUUUGACAUUCUUCAGUGGGAAGCUGGUCUUUUCUGUGCACUUUUUGUAGCCACCUCAUUUCAAGGCAGUGCUGCUCACAAGAAUAAGCUAUUAAUCAUUUUAUUUAGUCUUUAACUUUUCUCUAAAAAGGAUACUGACCUUCAUGAAAGUAUAUUUUUAUUCACUGUUGCUUUUGUAAUGAUGUGUGCAAGAUAUUAUCAUGUAAGAUAUAAUCUUACUGUGCAAGAUAUUAUUGUGGUUCAGUAUUGGCCCUUGAGAAGUCAAACUUUGGGCCCUUCUGGUAAGAUCUGUUUUUUAUUAAUUUUCAUGUUCUCAACUUGUGAUUUUUUUUGUGUAGUUAAAUUUUGGAAUCAGUUUAACUCUGACUAAAAUUGGAUUGGAAAAUAAUUAGCAGAAACAGGCAACUCUUUGUUUUAAGAUGUGAGAAUUAUUCAUCAGCUUAGAGCCUUGGAAAGGAUCAGGUUGAAUUCUCUAGCACUGUCGAGACUGAAGGGCUAUUUUUGAAAAAGUAAGUGACAAUGCUUGGCUGACUGCUCUCAGGUAGUAGGUAAGAUUAGUGCAGUCUGUGACUGGAAGUAGGACAGACAUGUUUUAGUGUUUUAACACUGCUGAGAUUGACAGCUGGAAAGAGCCUUGCAUAGCACUUUUAAAAAAUCAAAUAUUCAGAGAAAAGAGAGUGAGAACAUGCAGUGAAUUCCACUUAUACCUCUUUGAGCUAUUUUUUGAUAUAAAGUUACUGGUGAGAGGUGGAUCACAUUAAAUGUCUUACUGACAAAAAUUGUGCAAAACCCUUUCUGCCACUUUCUCAUAACACUGAGUAGGCUUCUCUUUCCCUCUUUGAAUUAUUGUUUUUUGUGACUUACCAAAACAAUGGGGAGGCUGGGAAACUAUUUUGUGGAGCAGUAAUAAUGUAUUUCCCAUUAUUGGUAUUCCUUAGUCACCUUUUUUCACAUCCCAUAAAAACAGAGUUGGGGGGGGGGAUGUAACUGUAGCAGCAGCACUCUUGGUUAAUGUCUUUAAAGUUGUUCCAUGUUUGCUAAUUUUGCUAUGGCUGCCGUAGAGAUGUGUUUACACCAGUCAAAGAUAUUGUAACUAAUAAGGUGGUGCUGACAGAUACAAAUGCCUGCAAUGUGAAUUUUAUAAACUAUCUGGGCACUCUUGGUAUGUGCUCAGGCUCUCUGCCUGUUCAGAAGCUCAUACUUCUCCAUUUUCCAUGUGGUGAAAAUAGAUUACCUAUAUAGUUUAAUAUGGCAGUACCUAUGUGUAACUAGGGGGUAAAGUUUUCUGUUUGCAGUGUAGGUACACUAAAAUCUGCCCGUAUUUUAACAAUCUAUCUUGAUAUAUUGCUUUACAUUGCUCUUGAUGCAAGUCUUAUGACCAAUAAUUUAUACCAGGCAUUAGGAUUCUCCAUAACAGAAGACUACCCAGAAAUGCUUGUGUAGCUAGCAUUUAUUGUGUUCUGACAGAUAUGAGAACUAUGCAGCUAAAUAUUAGAAUUAAGGAGAAAAUAUUCUUCCCUGAUUUCUUGACAUAUGUGUUGGCCUUUAACUACAUUGUUCUGUUCAAGAAACCUGGAAGUUGUUUACUCUGUUUGUUGCACUGUGUGUGUAUUUUUAUCUAUAAGAAACACAGAGGAGGCAUUGUGGUAUUUUUCAUUAUUUGGCAUUGUGGUAGGACCUAGAAGUAUCAUUGUGAUUAAGAUUCACAAGCAACGCAUACUGUAAAUAUUUUGCUGUAAGUCGCUCUGUAGCAGUGGAACUAUGUUCCAUACAGACUCUUCUUACAGUUACAAUUCUUUGCUUCAUGUGCUGUUCCAGAACUUUCUUACUUGUAAUAAAAAAGACACUAUGCACUGCUGCAGCUCAGACUGAUUCAGAGCUUUCUGUGGUGUUUGCGUAGCUUUUGAGCCAGGCAGUGUAGAGAGCUUGAACUUAGCCUGCAUCCUUUGCUCAGCAAGCACAUGAAAUUGUGUCUCUUUACUCUGCUAUGCUAUUGAACUUUGUGAAACUCAUGGGAAGUUAGUGUUUCAGAAGAUAUUACCUCUCAGUUUAUUUUAACUGGAUCUGGUGGUGAACAGAUUCACUUAGAGGGAUGGAGAUGAAAAGAAGAGGGGGAAGAGGCAGGUGGACAGUAUGAGUCAUGCAUGUGAUGUUUGCUUGGGAAAACAAGGCUAAAAAAGGUCCAAGUAUAAGGCAGACCGGAGCAGGCAGAUGUGUGCAGUGGAAUCAUAGUCAUUUGUCUGGGCCUCUUGCAUAACACUCGUAAAUACAGUUUUUUUCAAACUUCUGUAACGAUACUGUAUUUUUUCUUAGACCCUUACAUGAGGCUGGUAAUGUGUUACAGAUAAUGCACAGAUCAAUUCUGCAGCAUUUGUAGCAAUGGUCAGUGAACGUUCGUGAAAAAAUGCAGAAAAUACUGUUUGUAUAUAGCUUGCUCUCUAUAUCAAUAGGAGUAGAUGAAGAUUUGGUUUUUGAGGUCGAGGGGUGGAAUAUGCAUACAGCUUGGCUUAAGAAGGAGGAUUUAUACUGCAUAUAAAUAUACAGUAAUAUUUAUAUCAUACCCAGUGUGAAGAAUGUUAGAAUGUCCAAAGGAGGAGUAGAGAACAUGACUUAUGAAGGGCAGCACAAGAUACUAUGUUUGCUCGGCUUAGAGAAGGUGAAACGUAGAGGUGACGUCACUGCUGUCUACAACUCCCUUAUGAUGGGGAACAGAUAAGGAGGUGCUGAUCUUCUGGUGUCCAGUGAUAGGAGGUGAGGGAAUUGCUUAAAACUGUUUUGUUUUGGUUGGUUAAUAAGAAAUUCUCUGCUGAAUCAUGGAAUGACGUAUGUUGGAAAGGAUCUCAAAAGCAGAGUCAAGCACUGGAACAAACUCCCCAGGGAAGUGGUCCUAGCCACAAGCUGUCAGUUUGCAAGAAUAAAAUAGAGUGCGAUAUUUCAGUUGGCAGGGACCUACAGGGACCCAUCUAGUCCACCUGCCUGAGCAGUUCAGGGCUGACAGCAAGGCUGAAGCCUAAACCUCUGACAUGGCCACAGCCUCACCAAGAUCUGAUACAAGUCACAACUGUAAUGGAAGAUUACAGAUGCAAGUAACAGUUUCUAGUGCCAAACUGAAACGGAAAAAGAAUUGGUUUGGAACAACUUUCUACACGGAAUUAACUGCAGAUGGAGAAAUUAAGAAAACAGCAAAAUCAAGUAGUUCUUCAAAUCCCAAAUGGGAUGAGCAGCUGACAGUGCAUGUGACUCCACAGACUACGCUGGAAUUUAGAGUGUGGAGCCAUCACACUUUAAAAGCAGAUGCUUUAUUAGGAAGAGCCACUGUAGACUUGAGACAAGCCUUGGAAGUACACAAUAGAAAAUUGGAGAAGGUGAAAGAACAAUUGAAACUCUCUUUGGAAAACAAGAGUGGCAUGGUGCAAACAGGUGAACUGACUGUUGUGCUAGAUGGUUUGGUUGUUGAACAAGAAUCUCUUACAAAUCUCAGUUCAUCAGCAACCAUAGAAGUUCAGCAAAAUGGCGAGGCUGUACAUGAAAGCAGAGAUGCUUCAGCAAGAAGUUCAUCCAGAUCUGCCUGUGACAUUUCUAAUGGGAUAGACAAUCAAGUACCUUCCAGCUCUGUAAUGCAGGAUACAUUCUGUGUAGAAGCUGUUAAUGGAGACAGCACACCAUCUCCUAAUCAUGUUGCAGCCAGACCCAAAAAUACACCAGUACCAAAACCACUCGAAGCUCAACCUGUCAACAGCACUGUUAAUGGUGAGUCAUCUGCCUCUGCACCUGAAGCUGGCAAUUCCUCUGUCUCCGAGGUUCCGAUGGGUUCAGUUGAAGCUCCUGUGUCUUCAGCAGAUUGCACUAAUGAUACAGCAGAACCUCAGUCAGCAACAGAAGCAACUAGUUGUUCUGAAAGCCACGCUUCUGCAUUACCUGUUGUGUCUGCUGGACUGGAACCUGCAGCUGCAACAGAGUGUGCUCAGCCUAAUGCUCGAAACAGCACAGCAGCAGAUGCGGCAAAGCCGAGGGAAUCCUCCUCCACGCCAAGUGCGUCUGCAGAACCCGUAAGACAGCAGCCUGGUAGUGCCAGUACAGAACCUUUGCCACCCGGGUGGGAGCAAAGAAAGGAUCCUCAUGGUAGAACUUAUUAUGUUGAUCACAACACACGAACUACAACAUGGGAAAGACCACAGCCCUUACCUCCUGGCUGGGAAAGGAGAGUUGAUGAUCGUGGGAGAGUUUACUAUGUGGACCACAACACCAGAACAACAACGUGGCAGCGACCAACAAUGGAGUCUGUGAGGAACUUUGAGCAAUGGCAAUCUCAACGGAAUCAGCUGCAGGGAGCUAUGCAACAAUUCAACCAACGAUACCUCUAUUCGGCUUCGAUGUUGUCAGCAGAAAAUGAUCCACUUGGGCCUUUACCACCAGGCUGGGAAAGAAGAGUGGAUUCAAAUGAUAGGGUGUAUUUUGUAAAUCAUAACACAAAGACAACACAGUGGGAGGACCCUCGAACUCAAGGUUUACAAAAUGAGGACCCUCUUCCAGAGGGCUGGGAAAUCAGAUAUACCAGAGAAGGUGUCAGGUACUUUGUUGAUCACAAUACGAGAACCACCACCUUCAAUGAUCCUCGUACUGGGAAAUCUUCUGUAAAUAAAGGGCCACAGAUUGCUUAUGAGCGUAGCUUUAGGUGGAAACUUGCUCAUUUCCGUUACUUGUGUCAGUCCAAUGCGCUGCCAAGUCAUGUGAAAAUCAAUGUAUCCAGACAGACUUUGUUUGAGGAUUCCUUCCAGCAAAUUAUGGCAUUAAAACCCUAUGAUUUGAGGAGAAGAUUAUAUGUUAUAUUUAGAGGAGAAGAAGGAUUGGAUUAUGGUGGCUUGGCAAGAGAAUGGUUUUUCUUGCUUUCCCAUGAAGUACUGAACCCUAUGUACUGCCUAUUUGAAUAUGCUGGCAAGAGCAACUAUUGCCUGCAGAUAAAUCCAGCAUCAACAAUCAAUCCUGACCAUCUUUCAUAUUUCUGUUUCAUUGGGCGCUUUAUUGCCAUGGCAUUGUUUCAUGGGAAAUUUAUUGACACUGGCUUUUCUCUGCCUUUCUACAAACGAAUGCUGAGCAAAAAGCUUACUAUUAAAGACCUGGAAUCUAUUGAUACUGAAUUUUACAACUCCCUAAUUUGGAUAAGGGAUAAUAACAUUGAGGAGUGUAACUUGGAAAUGUACUUCUGCGUGGAUAUGGAGCUCUUAGGGAAAGUAACCUCACAUGAACUGAAAUCAGGAGGUUCAAAUAUCUUGGUAACUGAGGAGAACAAAGAAGAAUACAUUGGGCUAAUGGCAGAGUGGCGAUUUUCUCGGGGAGUUAGAGAACAAACCAAAGCUUUUCUUGAUGGUUUUAAUGAAGUAGUUCCUCUUCAAUGGCUACAUUACUUUGAUGAAAAGGAACUGGAGGUUAUGCUCUGUGGUAUGCAAGAAGUAGAUUUAGCAGACUGGCAGAGGAACACUGUUUAUCGGCAUUACACAAGGAAUAGCAAGCAGAUCAUAUGGUUCUGGCAGUUUGUAAAAGAAACAGACAACGAGGUUCGCAUGCGACUUCUGCAGUUUGUCACUGGUACUUGCAGAUUACCACUGGGUGGAUUUGCUGAACUUAUGGGAAGUAAUGGUCCUCAGAAAUUCUGCAUUGAAAAAGUUGGUAAGGAAACCUGGUUACCAAGAAGUCACACUUGUUUUAAUCGUUUGGAUUUGCCACCGUAUAAAAGCUAUGAACAACUAAAAGAGAAGUUGCUCUUUGCCAUUGAAGAAACGGAGGGAUUUGGACAAGAGUAGAAGUGACUUCUAGUCAAAAAGGAUAUCUUGAAUAAUAAAAGGCCCAGCCAACUAAAAUUGCACACUUAAUUGUAUAUAAGCUUUUUGUUCUGUACAGUGAUCUUUCUGGAACUCUAAAAGUUUAAUUGUUCUCCGUUCUUCCACAAAUAUAUGCAAAACAGUUCAGCCUUUUCUACUUUUAUUUAUUGCCCUUUCAAAGACCAGAAAAACCCCUCCAUAAAUUUUGAAAGCAGACAAGAGACUUAUUUAAAAAAUAUAUAUAUAAAAAUAUAAAUAUAUAUACUAAUUGGCUCUAGUUUUAUAGAGCUUUAAGUGUAUGAAAAGUUGCAGCCAUUUAAAAGGGCCUGGAUUUGCUUUAUCUUGGCUUUAUCAUUCAGAAAAAUGUUUAAACUGCUCAGUGUUCUCUAAAGAAACAUCUCCAAGUUUGUUUUACUGCAUGGCUGUUCUAAAAGGUGUUAAAGGCUUAGGCCAAACGUAUCCUAAAUAUGUAGAAAGAUGCUGCUGGUAUUUGAGACGACAGAAUCUGUUCUUCUGUCAGUUUAAUUUUUUAAAAUACAUAAAUAGCUGAUAUAUCCCUCUCUCCUGAUGUAGCCAAGGUCAUGAAUAAAGCCUUUACUACUUGCACAAGAGUCAUGUACAAUGAAAUGAAUGUGAUUUAAUGUUGAAAGGAAUUGGUGCCACUGUUCUGAAUUACUGCAGGAGCUGAACAGAGUAUUUUAAUUCAUUUGAGCAGCAUUGAAAUUUGUUUACAUAGUACCUUGGGUUAUUACCACAAGGAUGUUAGGUAAUCUUCAAAGAGAAAAUAAUAAAAGAGAAAAUAUUACCCAUUCACUUCUUGGUCUGGUGUCUUGCAGGCUUUUUUUUUUUUUUUUAAUUUGGUUUUGUUUUGUUUGGUUUCCCUUUUCAAUCCGUGAUGUCCUUUUUAUAACUUUGUAGAGUUAUAUUAAUGUAAACUGAGCUAUAAGGGUAUACAAAAGGUAAUGUGAAUUUUGCUGCUUUCUGUGUUCUUGUUCAGUUUCAGAUAUUGGAUCUAGUAAACUCAAAUAAAAUGAAAGUUACUUAAGCUUUGCACAGAUACAAAUAUUAUUUAGUAUUAAAUACUCUCUUUUCUCUAAAAUUCUUACUAAAAUUUAGAUGUAUUUGAAUAAAGUACAUCUAAAACCUGAUAUCCUUUUAUGUAGAUCAGGUUUGUCCUAAGUGCACAAUAAUAUAAAAACAUUUUACAAUUAGUUUUAUUGGCAUUUUAUUGGCAUAUAUUUGCUGAACUGCAAAGACAUGUUUAAAAAAAUACUAAAAUUUAACACCUUCUUCAUGUGAAUUAUAGUAAAUGCUACUUUAAGCAAACUGUGCUUCCUUAUUAUAGAGUAAAAAUGUGUUUUAAAUCACCAUUUGUAAUAUGCUUUAAAUAUUACCUGUAAAUUCCAUUACAUUUAAAUUACACAGAAUUUUGUACACACAUGAAAAUGAUUUUACAAUACGAUUCAACACACUUGUGUUAACAUAUCAUAUUGCACUGUUAAAAGUGUACAUGCAGAAAAAACCAGCUAUAUCUGUUCAUGUAUCUUUCCAAUGCAGCAGCUGAAUUCUGCCAAAAGUUUAUUUUUCUACAUAAUGGAUUGUCUCAAGGCUUUGUAUUCAAUAUGCACAGCUUAUCCUGGAGCUGUAGCUGUACAGAGCUCUGGUCACAGCAGUGGUGCAGCGGGCCCAAACAGACUGCUGUCUUACAUGAACUUUUCUGUAAGAGCUUCAGAAAUUUCCACCACUUUGAGGGUUUUUCAUACACCACCAAAUAUCUUUUGCAAAACCAUUUUAUAUAGCACGAAAUUCAUUUGAAGUGCAAAUCCACUUAAAUUAUCACUUAUGCUGGUUAGAAUGGAGGAAGUUUAAGGAAACAAACCAAGGUCAAAGGCUAGGCACCAGGAGUGUGUGUGUCACUUGCCUAAAAGACAAGGAGGGCUAAAUGUCACAGUUAAUGAAUUUGCACUAAUGAAUGACUUGGUGACCCACUACCAACUGCUGAAUUUUGUGAAUCUGUGAGUAACUGAACGAAAUAAAAAAGACAGCACACCACAAUAA